CAGAAUCGAUAUGUUCAAUAACACAUCCAUGCAUCGAUAACAUCUUCCGUUUUGUUUUGCUAAUGUGAUUUACAAAAUAGUUUCUUUUAUUGCGGAUUGUCGGCGGCUUAUGGUGUAUGAUUUGUAAAUAGUAUGAUUUUGAUGUAACUGCUGACAUGGACACCGGCGGAGCCAUGGAGGACCUGGCCAGUGUGUCCUUUGGCGACUUUGAGCCGAAAUCCACAGAGGGCGACGUAUCCUGCUAUCAGAACUUUCGGGCACAGGCGGAACAUGUCUCGCUGGACAUUUCGCUCGGGCAGAAGGCAGAUACUCUAUUCGCCGCCGACCAGACGCCCACGCCUACGCGGCUGAUCAAGAACUGCGAUGAGGUGGGUCUCUUCGAGGACCUGCAGCACGUGAAUCCCUUUGACAUUGGAUUCCAGCAAGCAGCGGAGCGAAAUGUCAGCGGCACUCCCAGUCGUCCAGAGGCUCCUCCCAAUGACGGCGAGUCCUUGCACACGCCGCAGGUGUAUCCCGUCGAGGCCUCCAGCACGCUAUCGGUUUCGUCCGAAAAUCAGGUUCCACAAAAUGUCAGCUGCGGCGACAUGGAUGUGGAUCAGCUUCUAGCCACGACAGUGAACCCGCCUUCCAAAGCCAGUGCAGAUGGUCCGCCACCGCUGCAGUUGAUCCAGCCCCAGGUCAUAACAUGGGUGCUGCCUGCUCAGUCAGUUCCCAUUUCCCUCGCCACAGCAGAUUCUAGCAGAAACAGGAUAAAGCCGACUGGUGGCAUUCACCCUUUCAUACUGCCCAAACCCAGUGCGAAAGAAUUACAUAAAGCCAGUAAAAGGCCCGAGCCUAUUCUGGUCAGUUGCAACCCACCUAAUUACGAGCCCAGUAGCGCCAGUCUGACGCCCACCUCGCAGCUGCCGAUCAAGGAGCGAUUAAAGGCCAUUAUCCACAGCAAUAACAACAGACGCAACUUCUCCACACCGCCCAAGGCUGCGAAAGCAAAGGAUCGCAGUCGGGACGAGGAUUGUAUGGAGCGGCGAAGGGCAGCAGCCUGUCGUUACCGUAACAAGAUGCGAAACGAGCACAAGGACCUCAUCAAGCAGAACGCCCAGUUGCAGCAGGAGAAUCAAGAACUGCACGAAAGAAUUUCCAGAUUAGAAAAGGAGCUGCAGCAGCACAAGAGUCACAACAGCUUAGCUGGCGUGGUGGCCGACCAGCUGCAGAUUCCACCAUCCAGUAUACACUUGCUCAUCAAUGUGCCCAACGUGUUAGUGCCUUCGCCCGCCAGCAAUGCCAGCGCGGAUAAGAAAUAACCGAGAUGCCUUGUUCAUUAGACCCAUGUACAUAAUCCUAGCCUAGACGUUUAUUUGUACAAAAAAGCCUCAAUUAAGAUAAAUUCCUUCUGUAUUUCAAUGUU
Messenger RNA from Drosophila erecta, 1405 nucleotides. It is a transcript of the gene Atf-2, whose product is annotated as cyclic AMP-dependent transcription factor ATF-2. The record is from RefSeq and is a predicted model, not a curated record. The transcript has 2 exons. Lineage: Eukaryota; Metazoa; Arthropoda; Insecta; Diptera; Drosophilidae. Bases 156 to 1301 code for a protein of 381 amino acids. Gene Ontology annotation, molecular function: cAMP response element binding; DNA-binding transcription factor activity, RNA polymerase II-specific. Gene Ontology annotation, biological process: regulation of transcription by RNA polymerase II.